This is a messenger RNA of Menidia menidia (Atlantic silverside), 871 nucleotides long. Lineage: Eukaryota; Metazoa; Chordata; Actinopteri; Atheriniformes; Atherinopsidae. The record is from the annotation of a GenBank genome assembly.
AGUAAAGGACGAAGCGUGUCGCUCUGCUUCAGAACCAACAAACUAAGCAAAAAUGGCCUCACACGACGCAUUUAAAGUGACCUCACUGAAGGGGAAAGUGGCCCUUAUAACGGGGGCCAGUUCGGGUAUCGGGGCAGGUACGAGCGUCCUGUUCGCUAAACUCGGAGCUCUGCUGGCUCUGAACGGUCGGGACGUGGAAAACCUGAAAAAAGUGGCCCAGCAAUGCACCGACUGCGGAGCCGUGGAGCCCUUGCUCGUCCCGGGAGACCUGACCGAUGAGGAGACGGUGAGGAAGACGGUGGGGGAGACCAUCGCCCGCUUCGGCCGGCUGGACGUCCUGGUGAACAGCGCGGGGAUCCUGGCCAUGGGCAGCAUCGAGACCACGGACCUGGCCCAGUACGACAAGGUCAUGGCCGUCAACGUCAGGUCUGUGUACCACCUCACUCAGCUGUGCGUGCCCCACCUCAUAAAGACCAAAGGUUCCAUCGUCAACGUCUCCAGCGUGAAUGGACAGAGAUCGUUCCCCGGUGUUUUGGCCUACUGCAUGUCCAAAUCGGCCAUUGACCAGUUCACACGCUGUACAGCUCUCGAGCUGGCAUCAAAGCAAGUCAGAGUGAACUCUGUCUGUCCAGGUGUGAUCAUCACGGACGUCCACAGGAGGGCGGGGCUGGACGAGGAGCAGUACGCUAAGUUCCUGGCCAAAUGCCAGCAGACGCACGCGCUGGGCCGGCCAGGUGAAGUGGACGAGGUGGCGCACGGCAUCGCCUUCCUGGCGUCCGACGCCGCCAGCUUCAUCACCGGGGUCAACCUGCCCAUCGACGGAGGCCGCCACGCCAUGUGCCCCAGAUGAGUGUGUGUAUGAGUGUGUGUG